UUCCUAAGGAUGUCCCCUUUAAGAAAAAUGUUGUCCCGGAGGAUCGGCGGGGGGGUGCAAUUACUCCUAUUGUCAUAUGCCGGACUAUACAUUACCUAACUUUUUGAACGAAAAAUUGAAAAAUAGUUUUUUUUAUAUGGACUGAAAUACGUAGUUGAGGGUUAAAAAUUACAAAAAUAAUUUAGAGGUAGAUACCUGCUUUGUAAUUUCAAAAAAACUACCAAAUUGGUGUUGAAUUUUUUUUUUUAUUUUCCUCUGAAAUUUCGACUUAUUUUGAUAAGUUGCAUGGCAUCUUCUCCAAGAAUCCCAAAAACCAUGAUCCAAACUUGAUGUCAUAAUUAUUCAAAAAUACCCAGAAAAAAUUUUGAUCAAAAUUUUUGAGAUAAUGUCGAAAUUUAACCAAUUUCUGAUUGCCAGGUGACGAGUUGAAAACGAGAGUAAUUAGAAAACUCAAAUUUUAAACAAAAUCCAAAAUCAUAUGGAUUUCUGCAACAAAUCUUAUAAUGUUCUAUCGCUCAAGUUGACUCCCUGGAUCGAUUAAAAAUAAGCUGAUAAAAUUAUAAAUUGUCCCAGUGGUAAAAAAAUUACAAUUUUUCACGUUAUUUGACGUUACUGUUUCUGUUACUCGCACAUUUCGAAAGGCGUAAACGACUUUUUCAGGUGAGCAUAAACAAUAAUGAAUAACAAACGCCAACUGAGCUUGACAACCGAUCGAAUAAUGAAUGUUCUUCGUAAUCGUAAACACACAUUACACAGCAUUGCAUGCCUUUUACCCUUACUUGACGUGCGUGCUUUAAAACACAUUUCGAAUUGCAAGUUUUAACGUGAAUUUAUUUCAGUCCUUGAGAAAGUUUCUAACUGAGCGAAUGAAGCUUCUUCGCUCCAAAAUGUGGUUCUGAGACAAUUGUGUGCGGAUACGUCUUAUUAGAAUAUUUUCAUCACAUUACAGUGACUUAAGGUUUGAAAUCAUGGACGAUCGAGUAGUCGAUUCUAUAUUUGCCGGAUCUCUGGAAAAUUUACCUCCAGUCAGUUCGAAGAUAGUUCGAAUUUUCACUAGUUCGACAUUUACAGAUACUACGAUGGAAAGAAAUACUUUGAUGGCUCAAUGUUAUCCAAAGCUGAAAGAUUUCUGCAGAGAAAAACACGGUUUGGAAUUUCAGGUUGUAGACAUGCGAUGGGGUGUGAGAGAUGAAGCUACUGAUGAUCACAUGACUACCGAAUUGUGUAUGAAAGAAAUAGAAAAUUGUCAACGGUUAUCGAUGGGGCCGAAUUUCGUUGUUUUUUUAGGUCAGAAGUACGGUUAUAGGCCCAUACCUACUUAUAUCAUUUCUUCGGAAUUACAAAUGCUUCGCGAUAACUUGGCUGAAAAUGGGAUAGAUGUGAUUUUAUUGGAUACAUGGUAUCGAAAAGAUACCAACGCUGUCCCACCUGUAUCCGUUUUGCAGCCCAUUUCUUCUAUUUUAGUCAAUUUUAAUAAUAAAAGAGUUCCUAAGCUUCAACAACACGAUCAGGCAGUCUGGUGGGAUACUUUGGCUAAAAUGCAAAAACUGUUGAGGAAGGCUGCUUUGAAUUUAGCCAAUAUUGGAUCCAUCGAUAAAGAUAUUAUGCAUAAUUAUUUCAUGUCAGUUACCGAACGAGAAGUGAUAAAUGGAAUUUUGAAUGUAAAAAAUACGAAAAAUCACUGCUUAGCAUAUGUUCGUUACAUUAAUAACAUUAAUUUGCAAAAUGUCAAAAAAGCAUCACUAUUUUUGGAUAUUAUAAAUAGAAAUAUAGACGCCGAAGCUUCCAAAUUACUUGCUAACUUAAGAGAUGAAAGACUGACCGCUAAGAUUGAGACAACUAAUUAUCAAAGGUACACUGUGGAAUGGAUUGGACGAGAAGGUUUAGACCCAGAUACACAUGGAGAAUAUUUACAGCACUUCAUUACUCAUUUUUAUAAAAAUAUUACCAAAUUAGUCGAUCGAGCUAUGCGCAAAGAGGACAGCAGUGCUCAAGGUCAAAUAGUGACAGAAAUUUUGCAACAUUUGCACGCUUGCAAUAAUUCAGUUCGGGUAUUUUAUGGUCGAGAAGAAAGCCUGAAAAGAAUCGAAGAAUACAUGAUGAACGAUUGUGAUAAACCUUUAGUUUUGUACGGUGAAGGAGGGUGCGGAAAAACAUCACUUCUCGCAAAAGCAGCAGCUUUAACGGUCUCUGAUUGGUUAACAAACGCGAAACCAUUAUGUAUUAUUCGAUUUCUUGGCACGACGCCGGACAGCAGUGCUCUAACUCCAGCUUUAAUAUCUAUUUGUAAUCAAAUUUCAUACAAUUAUAUGCUUCCUUUUGAGGAUAUUCCUGAUGAUUUAGUUCCCUUGACCGCGUAUUUCAAACAUUUGCUGACUAGUGCUACCAAAGAGCAACCGUUGAUCGUAUUUUUGGAUUCGGUUGAUCAAUUAACCGGUACUCAAGAUGCUAAUAAGGUUUCAUGGUUGCCAACUCGUCUUCCAUCUAAUUGCAAAUUGAUAGUGUCGUGUGCUGCCGAAGAAGAUAAUAUUGAGGUAUCUCGAGACUACAAUUUACUUCGCAGAAUGAUCGAUGCUCCUGAAAACUUCAUCGAAGUUACCGCUUUAGGGGAAGAUCUUGCAAUGCAGGUUAUUCGCAUGUGGAUGAAAACUGCAUUCAGAGAUUUGACCAAUUACCAAUGGAGACUGGUAGCGAAUGCCAUUGGGCAAUGUUCGUUACCAAUUUUUGUGAAAUUAGUUUUCGCUGAAAUUUGUCGAUGGAGGAGUUACACAAAACCUCAAGAGACUCAUUUAGCUUCGAAUGUCAUGGAUUCUAUUAUGAUGCUGUUUGAACGAAUUGAAAAACAGCAUGGACGUAUUUUGGUAUUUCACGCGCUAGCUUAUAUUACAGCGGCAAAAAGUGGAUUGUCUGAAACUGAAUUGGAGGAUUUAAUUUCGCUGGAUGAUCGAGUCCUAGAUGACGUUUACCAAUACCAUUUACCCCCCGUGAGAAGAAUCCCACCUCUGUUAUGGACUCGUAUUAGAAACGACUUGCCGAACUAUUUAUCAGAAAGAGAAGCCGAUGGUGUUAGCGUUUUGAAUUGGUAUCACAGACAGUUUCGUGAUACUGCAAAGGAACGAUAUUUUAAAAAUGUCAACAUGGCUAUUUAUUUCCAUUCGUCAAUCGCCGAUUAUUUUCUAGGUAUUUGGGGUGGUGGCAAUCCAAAACCGUUCAAGUAUACUGAAAUACAACGUCAUAGAUUCAAUUUGACUGAAAAGGAAGGAUCAGCUGAUCGAAAAGUACCUGUUCAACCGCUCGUUUUUUAUUCUAAAGAUGGAAAGGUUACUCGUUAUAAUUUGAGAAAGUUCGGCGAAUUACCUUUUCAUCUUGUCCGUUCGAGGCGUUUCCAAGAUCUGUAUACAAACGUGCUAUUUAACUAUUGCUGGCUUCAUGCUAAAUUAUCAUCGUGUCCUUUACAAGCAGUCCUUAGUGAUUUUGAGGACGCUUGUUGCAAUAUUGACGACCGAGACACCACGAGGAAUCAAAUUAAGCAGAUGAAACGAGAACUGAUGUUGGUCGCCGACGCUCUGAGAUUAGGAGGAGCAAUCCUCAGCACAUUUCCUGACAUGUUAGCUCCACAACUGAUAGGUCGAUUGCUACCUGAAAUUGGACCAAAUCCGAAUGUGAAAAGCUUGCUGCAGGAAUGUGAUGCCUCAGGACCGAAAAACUGCGCUCUGAUACCUUUCUACCAUUGUUUGCAUACUCCCGGCGGACCUCUUAAAUAUUCCUUGGAAGGCCAUCAGUUCGCAGUGUUUGAUUUCUGCCUAACUACAGAUUAUCGUUACAUCGUAUCUAUUUCCAAUAAGUUCAUCAUGUGGGACGUUUCCACGAGUGAUAUGACUCGUGAUGUGAACCCAGGACUGGAAGGAGUUAUGCAACAAUUGUGUCUUAGUCCAGAUAACAGAUAUGCCGCUGCUUAUACGAAUUAUAACGAAACAGUUUUAUUAAAUUGUUUAACCAGCGAGUUCAUCGUGAUACCGAAUUCUCUGGAAAAUAAUGAGAAUGUAGUCGGAGUUUUUCUCUUGAAUACAUAUAUUUUUGUGUAUGGACAAGGUAGCUGGUGUCGAUUCGAUUUUCGAGGCAAUUUACAAGAAAGUUGCCGCAAUAGUGAGCCACCUACUUGGCCUAUACAUCUCAUGGAUUUCACGUCGAUUGAUACCUACUGGGUAUUAUUUUGGUCAGGUUCAUUAGACGAUACCAGGUUGAAAAUGAGAUCGGUCUUUGACGAUGAUAAUUACGAAGCUGUGGAAUUAUACAGCGCAUUUACAGUCUCAACAGAUAGAAAAACCAUGUAUGGCUGUAUCGAGGAAAACACUUGUAAAAUAGCAUUUUUCCAAUGUGAUCCUGUCAAUAAAAAAUGGAUCCGCUCUAAAAUUUUACCCUUACCUGAAUAUUACAACAACGAUAACCUUCUGCAACUUAAACUGGGUAAAGAUGAAGAAUCUCUGUUGGCAACUUUGGCCAACAGCUUCAUGAUUUGGCUUUUGAACGAAGACGUGGUGAAAAUAUUAAAACUACCUCACGGUAUUCGAAACAUUUCGGCUAAAAUGACUCAGUCCAAUUCCUGUAUGUUAUCUCAAAAUAAGGAUUACGUAGUAGCUGGUGUCAGACGGAAUUUAUAUAUUUGGAAUAUACAAAAUGAAGAAUUAAUCAAAAUACUAGAUGCUCAUUUUGGCAGGAUUAUUUCCUUGGAGCCAUUAACUAUUGGAAAUUGGAAUUCGGCCAUUACGUCAUCGAUUGAUCGAUCGGUCAAAGUGUGGAAUAUAAAUAAUAUUUUUGAACAAGUUCACGCCAUCGAUAGACAUGAAUUACAAAUCGAUUCCAUCAGUAUUUCACAGUCUGCUGGAAUCGCAGUAACCGUUACCAGAGGUUGUGUCGGUGUAUGGGAUAUUUUAGUAGGAAGAUUAAUAUCACAAUUGGCUGACAGUCCAUUAGGUGCCAUAGUAACCCAUGCUCUAAUCACCCCAGAUGGAAAGUACAUUGUUUGCUCAGAAUCGGGAAAUGUACUAAUCUGGAAUAGGCUAACGGAACAAGUGGUGUAUAAAGAGGCUCAACCAGGUGUCGUACAACUUGAAUUUUUAGAAGAUGGAAGUAAAUUCUUCGCCAUCUCUAGACCUCAGUUGAUAGGAACCGAUAACCCAGCCCGAGUUACAGCUACUUGUAUUACGAGAGUGAUUCCAUCUGGAAAUCACGCAUAUUCUUUCGAAUUUUCGAUCCGAAAUAUACCAGGAGUUGCUUUCAAGGAAGCUGUAAUUACCAGCGAUAAUUUGAAUAUAUCUAUUCUAGCAGCUGAUAAAGGCCAUCGCGAGGCUAUGUUUACUUUUAAUAAUAAAACUGGCGAAUUGGUUUCGAAAGUUCCUCUGAAAUAUUCCAACGUUAAAGACGUUAUGUUUCUAGUGGCAAUACCCAAUCGACCAAAUAUCGUCGCUAUGAUCGAUCCCGAUAAAGCUGUCUUGGUUGAUAUUCGCGGUCGCAAGGUAUCCAAAACGUUACCAAAAUGGGGUGGAAUGUGUACAAAAGAUGGAAAAUAUGGACUUUAUGCCCCUACUCGCGGAGGUUUGGAACUUAUCGAGCUGAAAAAAGGUACAACAGUGCGAACAUUUAUUCCAAAAGUUGCCGAAGGUGUAUUUUCAGUCAUUUGUAUGUUUAAUAAAACGGACGAAUACGUGUUGUAUUAUCACAGUGGUAAAAAAACCAUAAGGGUGUUUAGACGCUCGGAUGCUGAAAUGAUCGCCAAUUUUCGGGUUCAAACCGAACUAAGUGCUAUUGAAAGUACCGAAGAUGGCCGAGCUAUAGUGCUGGGUACAGUUGAUGGGUGUUUAUCGGUAUUAGCUUUGGCAGAUCCACAAAAAGAAGACAUGAAACCAUUUUUAGCUUCGUUACCAUCUAGAGAUGAAAAUUGGAAAAAGAAACAAGAGAAAAAACGCAUGUCACAAAGAUUCAGAGCUGCAGCAGCUGCUGCAAAAUUAUGUGUUAAAAUGUCCUCGGAAACAGCUUCGUUCGAUAAUUUAUCUACAAAACAACUCGAAGAAACUGCCUGAAAUUAUUUGAUCAUCAGUUGGUACCCAGACGACAAUGAAAGAAAUUUUCAAUCUUAUUGUACUUUUUUAACUUGGAAAAAUGCACUCAUAACAAGUAAAAAAAAUUUUAAACAUA
Molecule: messenger RNA, 6195 nt
Organism: Planococcus citri (citrus mealybug)
Lineage: Eukaryota; Metazoa; Arthropoda; Insecta; Hemiptera; Pseudococcidae
Product: NACHT and WD repeat domain-containing protein 2
Exons: 31
Coding region: 969-6080 (1703 amino acids)
Molecular function (GO): protein binding
Source: RefSeq, a predicted model, not a curated record